AUGGCUGAAACAACAUCGGUGCAGCCGCCUCAGCAGGAGGAGGAGGAGGAGGAACAGCUCCAGCAGCUUGAAGAACAAAGGAUGGAGCCUGAUGAAGGAGCUGGAGAAGUGAAGAAGGACACACAGACAACUCCAACACGACCUCUGCUCUGCAUGAGGUCCAUGAGCAGCUUUGACACAGAUGAUGACUCCCCAAAUAUGAUUGCCUACAGAAAGUGGCCCGACACGUCGUUCCUUUUGGACAAUGCAAAGAUUGAAGACAUUGUCACUCGUAUCCAGGAUGAGACAGAUGGCGUGCCCAUCAGAACUCUGAAAAGCUUCAUGACCAAAAUCCCGAGUGUUGUCACAGGUGCAGAUAUUGUUCAGUGGUUUAUGAAGAAUUUGCUCAUAGAGGAUCCAGCUGAGGCCAUGCAUAUUGGGAGCCUAAUUGCAGCUCAGGGAUAUUUCUUCCCCGUCUCAGACCACAUCCUCUCUCUUAGAGAUGAUGGUACUUAUUACCGCUUUCAGGCACCGUAUUUCUGGCCGUCACACUGCUGGGAGCCUGAAAACACAGAUUAUGCUAUCUACCUGUGCAAGCGGACCAUGCAGAAUAAGACCAGGCUGGAGCUGGCAGAUUAUGAAGCGGAGAACCUUGCCAGGUUGCAGAGUGCUUUUGCCAGAAAGUGGGAGUUUAUCUACAUGCAAGCUGAAGCCCAGGUCAAGGUUGACAGGAAAAAGGAUAAAACUGAGAGGAAGAUCCUUGACAGCCAGGAACGAGCCUUCUGGGACGUCCAUAGACCUGUGCUUGGUUGUGUCAACACCACAGAAAUGGACAUUCGGAAGUGCAGACGUAAGAAGAACCCUCAAAAAUUUAAGACGUCAGUGUAUGGUUUGGCGGAUGAGGGGUUGCAGUCUCAGAGUCCUGUACAUACUCCCUCAUUCCAUGGCAGAAAAGGCACCAAGAAUGAUGUGGAGAAGGAGAUUUUAUUCCUGCACACCCAGCUACAGCGUCACUGUAUGAGGAUGUCUAAGGUUGCUGAAAGUCUGAUAAGCUACACUGAGCAGUACCUGGAGUAUGACCCCUUUGUGACAGCACCAGAGCCACCCAACCCCUGGACAAGUGACGACGGCUUUUUCUGGGAUCUGGAGACCAGUAAGGAUCUCAGUCAGUGGAGGGUGAAGAAGUGGGGUUUCUCUCUGGGGGAGGCCCUAAAGGACCCGGCAGGGCGGGAUCUGUUCCUCAAGUUCCUGGAGUCAGAGUUUAGCUCAGAAAAUCUGCAGUUCUGGUUGGCAGUUCAGGACCUGAAAAAGAGACCUCAGCAGGAAGUGGCACAGAGGACACAGGAAAUCUGGGAAGAGUUCCUGGCUGAAGGUGCCCCCAGUUCCAUCAACCUGGACUCCCACAGCUAUGAACUCACCAGCCACAACCUGAAAGACCCAGGACGGUACAGCUAUGAAGACGCACAGGGCAAAUCUUUGACGGGCAAACGGCUGACGGGCCUCAUGCCUUCAUCCUGACAACUGGAGAGUGAAUCGUAAUCAGAGCUACUCAUCCCUGGGAUGCUGGACCCUGGAGUUUUUGGGUGGUGUGUGAGGGGGCCAGACCGGACUGUUUACAGUGUCACACCACCGUGACUAAAACUCACCACAGAUCAGCAAACGAGGACCAACAGCAUGCAAUAAGUCACACAGACCUAACAUCAGGACAGUGCAGCCACUGUUAGAUUGUAAAUGACGGUUUAAAAGUCUGUGCCAACAAAAAUGUCAGGCUUUGUCGUUUGUCUUUAUUUACACUCAUGUAAGCACAGUAGCUGAAGUAGAUAUGCUUCACAUUUAGAGAUAUAAAUACUGGAAUGCUUGAAUGUCUUGACUGAUGUUCAACUGGGACAUGAAUUCAUGCUGCAGUUUUCUGAAGCCAGUCUCCCGUUUCAGAUUUGUGACACACAGUUGGCUGUUUGUGUUCCAAAAAUCUCAUCGGGGCCUGAAACAGGGUUUAAUAGGUGGUAACAUUAGUACUGUAGGCUGUUGGGUAAGUUUUAUACAAACAUUCACCUUUGUUGUCAGGUUUCGGCCAGAUCUCCGACAGCAUGGUUUUGGUUUUGUUUUUUCCUCUUUCUUUUACCCACCGUCUCCCCCGGCUUUGAUUUAUUAGUGGUUUUAUUUUUGGCACAUGUUUGUUUGUCCUGUUUUGCUUUGCCACUUUUGUAUCUUUAUGUCUUCUCAUACUUUAGCUGUGAUUCAGUCCUGUUGUUAUUUUGUCCAGCCAGGCUGUGUUUUUGUUGUUUAUCAUUAGUUUAUCACUUGUUCAUUUUGUUCUUUUCUCAUGUGGAGUUAUCUGUUAUGCUGUGAUAUUGGGUUUUGCUUUCAGUUUAUCACUUAGUCUCUGUUUUAGUUGCAGUUUAUUUUGACAUUUUGUUUUCUUAGUUCACUUUGGUCUCUGAUGACUCACUUCUCAGUUCAUAUGUGUAUGCUUAGUUCGUUCCUUUUCUUAUUAGUAUUUUGUUCUGCCUUCAGUUUGUGAUUUAUCUGUGUUCUCAUUAUUCUUCAUUCCAUUUGUUUUCAUUCCACACCGCUGCACUUGCCCUUGUCUCUCACUUUGAUUCUAUCUUCUUUGUGUUUUCAUUCACUCACGCUCUUUACACCUGCUCAUGUAUCUUUGUCUCUUUCAUCACUCCACUUUAUGUAUUCCCUUCCUCGCUAUCUUGCACCUUGCACUAUCUAUCUAACGCUAUGUCCACCGGCCAUACCCCCUAUCUAGAUUGUUCUCCAGCACGCGCAACUUGUUACCUAAUCACCACCUGCUUAUUUAAACUCCUUUGCCAGUUUGUUGUCUCUGUACACAUUCCCGCUGUUGUAUCAGUCCUGUUUGGCUUUUGCUGUGUUUCUGAAUCCUGCUCUGUGUUUUUGACCGUGCCUUUUUGCCUCAAUGCUGAAAGCUGUGUUUGCUCGUGCUGUUGGAUCAUUGACUUGACGUUGCUUGAGCAUGACUGUUUAUGUCUAGCCCUGCCUGUACCCCUGCUCCGCUGACUGAUAACCUGUGUUGGCCUAAAUUAAAGAUAAUGAGAUCUUUUAUUCAAAAGAGCAACUGGUCUGGAAGUCUACAUUGUGAGUACACCCUCUUCUGGUGUCAGGCAUCCUCUCAGCCUGUCAUUUGUCACAUAAGGACACACUGUGAUCCAAAACAGUGAAUAGUUGGAUGUAGUUUGUGCAGAUUUGGGGAAAUAUUAAGCAAAACUCAGGAUAUGAGAGUGAUACAAGAGCAGAUUGAGUGUAGACUGUGUGGGGCUUGGAGCCAAAAGAAGAAACUGUCGAUGGAAUGUGGUUUGGGGCGGUAUACUAGGAAAAAAAAGGAGCAUCGUCUUAACAUUCCGUAUCGCUCCACUGUUGCACAUCAGACAGUAAAUAAGAUGCAUCUUACUUUAUUUUUACAAAUAAAUAUAUAAAUAAUUAUGAUGGCUCUUAGAACUAACGAAUUUAAUUUUA
Molecule: messenger RNA, 3462 nt
Organism: Thalassophryne amazonica
Lineage: Eukaryota; Metazoa; Chordata; Actinopteri; Batrachoidiformes; Batrachoididae
Product: regulator of G-protein signaling 6-like
Exons: 16
Coding region: 1-1497 (498 amino acids)
Biological process (GO): intracellular signal transduction; regulation of G protein-coupled receptor signaling pathway; G protein-coupled receptor signaling pathway
Source: RefSeq, a predicted model, not a curated record